This is a messenger RNA of Saccostrea cuccullata (small rock oyster), 1302 nucleotides long. RefSeq lists its product as uncharacterized. Lineage: Eukaryota; Metazoa; Mollusca; Bivalvia; Ostreida; Ostreidae. The record is from RefSeq and is a predicted model, not a curated record. The coding region runs from base 121 to 816 and encodes 231 amino acids. The transcript is spliced from 4 exons.
GAUAAACAAGCUACUCUGCGAUUGCCAGAGAAGACGCGAGAAAGAUUACCCUGUGCUGCUUGUGAUCAGCCAAAAGAUCAAAAUGCUCAUAACACAGCUAAAGGUAUUCCAGAAGAUGCAAUGGUGGACAACCCCGUGUGGGAAAAUGUAUCGUUCGCCUUAAUUGGAUCCAUUGUAACGAUUCUUAUAGCAGUUGGACUUGUUCUUCUCUUCUCUAGAUUAAGAAAACCACACGAUGAAGACCAGAAUAAAAAUGCAACCUUUGAUGAAUCUAUUAGUGAAGACGUCCAACAAUCAGAGCCACCUGUGGUUAAUGCAUCUCAUCAGGGGACACAAAAUGAAGUAAAUGAAAAUGUUUAUGCUGAUGUUAGAUCCUCCAAAAUGAUUGAGUUUCAUUGUGAAGGCUUCUCAUCAAAUCCUUUGCACAUAUACUCUAAGGAUGAUGUAACUGAUACUGUCCUCGAGAAAACAGAUGGUAAAAUGAAUUACUCACAGGACAGCAAGGAUGCAACAUAUAAAGAAAAUCAGACAUCAAAAAUGCAUUCACGGGAAAAUGUGUACGGAAACUUGGACAAAACCAGCCAAUACAGUCUUCUGUCCUUACGACGAAAUGUUGAUCCCUCUGAAAUGGAAAAUUAUUUUUUAAAGCAAUCAACAAGUCAUGAUACCUCUCAAAACGAAGAAGCUUCUUAUUGUAUAAUGAACGCGUUCGAGACAAAUAAUCAACAGAAUGAGGAUGCAUGCAAAUCAGAUUCAGAUAUCAGUUUGACCUCUGAGCCAAAUAGUUUUGCAAAGCGAAAGUACCAUGAGUCAUAAUUUCUGGAGGAGAUUGGGAUAUAAAAAGAAUUCAAAUAAAACAGAAGUCAUUGAUCAUAUAUUUAAUUGGUAGUGAGUGGUCGAUGCAUAUUGAUUUAUAUCGUAUAUUUGAUUACGGUGCAAAUAUGUCAUAUCAAUAGGUUUUAGUGCUAAAAGAAGCUUACAGACCCUCAGUUUUUGUUUUGAAUUUUCAUAAAGCUACAAAUGUGUACAUUCUAAUAAUACACUUGGCACAUAGUUUGCAAUACUGUUGAUGAAAUAUAGAGGGAAACAAACAGUAUUCAAGCUCAAAAUUCCAUAAAACAAAACAGAGACAGAGCACACACAUACCCCCAAAACAUCAGAGGUGGGAUCAGGUUCCAAGAAGGAGUGUAUUCCUUGCAGGGUUGGCAAAAAGGGGAAAAUACUCAAAUUUCCCAGGACGGCUGGACAUACUUGUAUUACCCAGGAAAUAAUAAGAAAUAACUGCAUUUUUAUAGCUUACUU